Molecule: messenger RNA, 3283 nt
Organism: Carcharodon carcharias (great white shark)
Lineage: Eukaryota; Metazoa; Chordata; Chondrichthyes; Lamniformes; Lamnidae
Product: inosine-uridine preferring nucleoside hydrolase-like
Exons: 6
Coding region: 360-1343 (327 amino acids)
Molecular function (GO): hydrolase activity, hydrolyzing N-glycosyl compounds
Source: RefSeq, a predicted model, not a curated record
GUGUGCUCUAUUUGUGGGGUAACGCGGAGUAGUCCUUUGGGCUCUUGGUAUUUUGGGAAUUGUUGGGUUAAUAACACGGUGAAUUUUCUGGUCUGGGCUUUGCCGUGUGUUGGGAGUGAGAUUGUGUGGCCAGUCCCGAGUUGACAGGUUCCGGGUUAUAAAGAAUCGAUUCUUCAAUCGUUCUAUUCUAGGUGCAAGUGCUGAUACCCUCCGCUUAAGGUCGAAGGACAGAUGACAAGUCAAGUGGGUGAAUGUUUGAGAGGUCACUGAUUACCCUGCACUGCACAAAGGCUGCUUAAAAUCUGUUACAAGUUGGCGGCGGAGAGCGAGGAGUUGAGUGAGAGUCAGCGCCGGUGGACAUGACAUUCCCAGAUUCUAAAAUGGCCAGUAAGAAGCUGUUGCUUUUAGAUGUUGACUGCGGGGUGGAUGAUGCCCAAGCGAUAAUGAUGGCUCUUGCAGCUCCUAAUGUGCAGAUCAUGGGUAUAACAUGUACUCACGGAAACACAACCAUUGACAAUGUGUGUAGAAACGUGCUUCGAGUGCUAAAAGUUUGCCAGAGGACCGAGAUCCCUGUGUUCCGAGGUGCCUGUAGCUCCCUCCUUGGACAGAGUUUGAAUGCUUCAGAUUACCAUGGAAAGGAUGGGCUGGGGGAUGUUCCAGACCCUAAUGCUCCAGGAUUGGAACAUCUACAAAGUGAACAUGCUGUGAAUGCCAUGAUACAGAUAGUCACUGAACACACUGGUCAGAUCUCUCUUGUGGCUGUUGGUCCCCUGACCAAUGUAGCUCUGGCAAUUAAAAUGGACCCCACAUUCUCUACAAAACUGAAACAUUUGUAUAUCAUGGGAGGAAACAUGGAAGGCAGAGGGAACAUAUCAGUCUGUGGGGAAUUUAACUUUGUAUCAGACCCAGAAGCAGCCUCCAUUGUUCUGGAUCAGUUCGUAUGUCCGACCUAUAUAGCCACAUGGGAGUACACUUUACGUCAUUCUCUGCCUUGGGAGUUUUUUCACAAGUGGAUAGAUCAAGACACCAAGAAGGCUUGCUUCAUGAAGAAGAUAACUGGACACAGUGGAGAGCGUGCUAAGAUCAAGCAAGAUGGUAAAGGGGUGCAUCCUCAAGCAGAGUUUGUGUCCUGUGAUUCUUUUGCAAUGGCGGCUGCUAUAGAUGAGAGUGUCAUUACUGAAUACAUGCAGUGCAGAGUAAGUGUGGAGCUACAGGGAACACUGACCAGAGGGAUGAUGGUCCUGGAUACACUGAAUCGCCAGAAAAACCAGAAUCGAGCUUUUGUUAUGGUGAAAUGUGAUCUUGAGAAGUUCAAGCAACUCAUGAUGUCUGCUCUGAAAUAGAUAGCAGGAUGUUUUCAUGGUGGUUCGAAAGAGAAAAUUAAAGACCAUCAUCAGUAGAUUUUAUAGAUCAUAAAUGUAGUUUUUAAAGCUUAGCAGGAACAGUUACCUUCCCAGUCAUCCAUUAAUGGGUCGGGCUUGUGAAGAAGUGGGUUAAAAAAAUACCUCAAUAUAAUUAAAAUUUGUUAUGGCCGUGUAAACUAUUGACUUCACACUGUCACGAUACAAAAGUUCAGUCAAUCUUGCAUCUAUAGAUCCAUCAUCAAUAGCAUCUGAUAGUCGAACAUAUAGAUAAAUCUCUAAUAUAGACACUUCAUCAGAAUCCCACUCUUGGAAAAGAGACACAAAGUUCCACGUUCAGUCACAUAUAUGAAGGCAAAAUACUGUGGAUGGUGGAAAUGUGAAAUAUGAACAGCGAAUACUGGAAAUAUUCAGGUCAUGCCAGGUAGCAUCUGCGGAGGGAAAAGCAGAGCUAAUUUUCAUUCCGCUUACCUUUUGUCAGAACUGUAAAAUGUUAUAGGUGGAACUCACUCUCCCUACACCUCUCCACCUCUCUACCUUGUUUUCCUCCUUUCAGACAUUCCCUAAAAUGUACCUUUUUGAUUAAAAUGUUGGUCAUCUGACCUAAUAUCUCUUUAUGUGAUUUGUGUCAUACUUUGUUUUAUAAUGCCUCUGUGACAGUGAAGUGUCUUGACAUGUUUUAUUACAUUAUAAAUAUAAGUUGUUAUUUCAGGGUUAUCCUGGACUAUAUUUCCAUUUUCUCCUUUGUCUCAUUCGACACUAACAAAAAGCCUAUUUUUCUUUCUUUCAGCUAUCUAGGACCCCAAGCUUCAAUAUCUGUUCAAUGCCCCUUCAGGACCCCUCUUCUCUUUCACUUUCCUCCCUUCCAAUUUCACCCUUGGCUGCUUUUUUUUUUAAAAACUAUUCCAUCCAACCUUCCCCUCUCUGACUCUGCUUCUGAUGGUUCUGUUGUUCAUCUAAUUAGUCUUCCUUACCACCCUAUCAUCCGUUGGUUCUUUUCAGCCCUCCCCUUCACACAUGCUUAAAACCCAUUAAAGCUGCAGCAUUUUCCAGUUGCGAUGAAACGUUAUCAACCUGAAGUGUUAACCCUGUUUCUCUCUGCGCAGAUGCUGCCUGACCUGCUGAGUAUUUCCAGCAUUUUUUUUUGUUUAUAUUUCAAUUACUUGUGUGGUUUGGGUGAGUGAAGAGGAGAAAGGAGCAAAAAAAAAAGCAAGGGAGAAUCAUAUUAAAACACCACCUUAUCAGCUAUCUCAAAUUACUUUUGGAGAUUUGAAGAUGACAUUUCAGGGAGGAAUGCUGAACAGAAUAUAGGGAGAUUGCCAUCUUGUUCAAAUAAUGCCAGGAGAUCUUUACAAACAAUUGAAAAGCCAGGCAAAACCAUGGUUUAACCUCUCAUGCAAAAAGUUGGAAUCCCAAACUGAAAAUUGCAUUGAAUGAGUCUCAUCAUAUUGAAGCAGGAGCACUGCUUUGCUAUGUGUGCAGUCCAUUAAACAGAAUCCCUGCUUCUAAGAACCCAGGAAGGUAAGGACUAAGAAAAAGCCAUUCACAUUUUACAAUGUUUAAGUAUGGAGUGAGUUUGAUGGGGCAGUUGGUCUUCUUUUAUUCCAUAUUUUUGGUAUGAAACUUUCAUCUGUCCAUUCGUUCUUAAGAUUCAGUUUUGGAGAACACUAUGUAUUUUAGAUUUAAUUUGUGAAAACAUCUGCCAUUCAGUGAGGCAGCUGAUGAUGGAAAUAAUAAUUAUAGGGCAUCACAAUUGUUAAUAAGUGCAAUAAAUAAAUAGCAUGAUGAGCACAAAAGCGGUACAAUAUAUUUCUCUAUAUUUCAGCUUUAGUACUCUGUAUCACUGUCAUUUUAAAACUCCUGAUUAUGCACUCAUGUUCUACCUGACAUCACAAUAAAGAAAAUAAUUAUUUUCCAUGAAA